GCCGCCGUCUCUGUACGCUUUUCGAUGCCAGUGAGCAUACACACGCGUUCACGUCUCUCUGGUUCUUCUUUCGCGAGUGAUUGAACUGCGCGGCGGCGGGUGGAUAAUUUUAGAGGUUUUGUGAGAAGCACCGUACUGUGUGAAAUUUUUCCACCGAUUAGGUAGCUCUGAUCUGGUGGUGUGUUUUGUGUGUGAUUACGAACGAUUCCGAUCGCUGCUAAGCGAAAUGCUGCGAUUGCCAUCUCUGCUGACCAAGAGCGCCCUGUCCGCGGCCCGCGGACUGUCGGCCGCCACGUCGACGCAGCGUGGACUGCAUUUCACCGUUGGUCAGAACAACGCCAAAUUGAACCCGGGUGCGAUCUCGAAGGAAUACCCGGUGGUCGACCAUACGUACGAUGCCGUCGUGGUCGGUGCCGGUGGAGCCGGUCUCCGCGCUGCCUUCGGUCUGGUUGCCGAGGGCUUCAAGACUGCCGUCAUUACGAAAUUGUUCCCAACCCGGUCCCACACCGUGGCGGCCCAGGGUGGAAUCAACGCUGCACUGGGAAACAUGGAGGAGGACGACUGGAAGUGGCACAUGUACGAUACGGUAAAGGGUUCGGAUUGGCUGGGAGACCAGGAUGCGAUCCAUUAUAUGACCCGCGAGGCCCCGAAGGCCGUCAUCGAGCUGGAGAACUACGGUAUGCCAUUCUCGCGUACUCCGGACGGUAAAAUCUACCAGCGAGCAUUCGGUGGACAGAGUUUGAAGUACGGUAAAGGAGGCCAGGCCCAUCGGUGCUGUUGCGUUGCCGAUCGUACCGGACAUUCCCUGCUGCAUACGUUGUACGGUCAAUCGUUGAGCUACGACUGCAACUACUUCAUCGAAUACUUUGCCUUGGACUUGCUGAUGGAGAACGGCCAGUGCGUGGGAGUGAUUGCCCUGAACCUGGAAGAUGGAAGCAUUCAUCGUUUCCGUUCGAAGAAUACCGUGUUGGCCACCGGAGGAUAUGGUCGUGCCUACUUCUCGUGUACCUCGGCUCACACCUGUACCGGAGACGGAACCGCGAUGGUUGCUCGUGCUGGUUUGCCUUCUGAAGAUCUGGAGUUUGUGCAGUUCCAUCCAACUGGAAUCUACGGUGCCGGAUGUCUGAUUACCGAGGGAUGUCGCGGUGAGGGUGGCUACCUGAUCAACUCGCAGGGUGAGCGCUUCAUGGAACGUUAUGCUCCAGUAGCUAAGGAUUUGGCUUCUCGUGACGUCGUUUCCCGCUCGAUGACCAUCGAAAUCCGCGAAGGUCGCGGCUGUGGCCCUGAAAAGGAUCAUGUCUACCUGCAGCUGCACCAUCUGCCCCCAGAGCAACUGGCCCAGCGUCUUCCGGGUAUUUCGGAGACGGCCAUGAUUUUCGCCGGUGUCGACGUCACCCGUGAGCCGAUUCCAGUGCUGCCAACUGUGCAUUACAACAUGGGCGGUGUCCCUACCAACUACAAGGGUCAGGUCCUUACUGUAGACUCCAGCGGAAACGAUCACGUUGUUCCCGGAUUGUACGCUUGCGGUGAAUCGGCCUGCUCGUCGGUGCACGGUGCCAAUAGAUUGGGUGCCAAUUCACUUCUGGAUCUGGUUGUGUUUGGUCGCGCUUGCGCCAAGACGAUCGCCGCCGAGAAUCGCCCCGGAGAAAAGAUCGCCGAUAUCAAGCCGAACGCCGGUGAAGCCUCCGUUGCCAAUCUGGAUUGGGUUCGUAACGCCAACGGAGCCGUUCCUACCUCGACCCUGCGUCUGAACAUGCAGAAGACCAUGCAAACGCAUGCGGCGGUGUUCCGCGAGGAGAAGACCCUGCAGGAGGGUGUCCGCAAGAUGGCCGACAUCUACAAGACGAUCAAGGAUGUCAAGGUGUCCGACCGGUCGCUGGUGUGGAACUCGGAUCUGGUGGAAACUCUGGAGCUGCAGAAUCUGCUGCUGAACGCCAAUAUGACCAUCACGGCCGCCGAGAACCGGAAGGAAUCCCGUGGUGCCCAUGCCCGUGAGGAUUACAAACACCGGGUGGACGAAUACGACUACAGCAAGCCCCUGGAGGGUCAGCAGAAGAAGCCCGUUGAAGAGCACUGGCGCAAGCACACGCUGACCUGGAUCGAUCCGGAAACGGGCGCCGUCAAGAUCGACUACCGACCCGUCAUCGAUCAGACCCUGAGCGAGGAAUGCAACACCGUGCCACCAGCAAUCCGUUCCUACUAAGAGUGAGAGCCGAGCCAAGUUCCGAGCGUUUCCUCCACGCAAGCAAGCAACUACAACAACAUCUGCUUCACGACCGGUUACCCCAGUACGUACGGAAACCUACCGAAUCAUCGUGUGACGGCGUGAGCAGAUAUAGAGGAACAACCACGCGUGAAACGGAAAGAGUGAUUAUAAGCAAAAGAAGCGAAGCUUGCGCGCGACAGAGUAUUAAUUGUGAAAAUAUCCUGAAACAUCAUGAUAGAUUCAUAAGAACAUCUUUAUCUCAUCUACCGAAAUGGUCCCAUCAUCUUUGCAAUCAACUUUAAAAAGCAGAAACAGAAGCAACACAAUAGAGAAACGCCUUUGGGACAUCCUCAUUACACGUUACAAACUAGGAGCGAGCGCCUUGGCAGUUAACAUCGCAGGCCCUCCAAGGAGCAGCAAGAAGGCAGUCCCGGCCGAACCCAGUGAAGUCAAAAUUGUGCUUAACUUAUUUUAGGAUCUACUUGAAAAAGGAAACAAAAAACUUUCAAACGUGCUAAUGGACAUGGUUUAUCAUACGGAAUAUUAUUUAUUGUUAGCAAAGCGUUUCACGGAAAGAAACCAACAACGUACUUCUACGAAGCAAAGCAAAUAAAAUUUAGAUUCGUAGCUUAAAUUCUUUGA
Molecule: messenger RNA, 2848 nt
Organism: Aedes albopictus (Asian tiger mosquito)
Lineage: Eukaryota; Metazoa; Arthropoda; Insecta; Diptera; Culicidae
Product: succinate dehydrogenase [ubiquinone] flavoprotein subunit, mitochondrial
Exons: 4
Coding region: 227-2203 (658 amino acids)
Biological process (GO): mitochondrial electron transport, succinate to ubiquinone; tricarboxylic acid cycle
Molecular function (GO): succinate dehydrogenase (quinone) activity; electron transfer activity; flavin adenine dinucleotide binding
Source: RefSeq, a predicted model, not a curated record